CCAAGUCAGAGAAACUGGUCGAAACGAUCGAAAUGAUCUGGAAGUUACUUGUGCGCCACAAUCUACUGAUUCGGUAGUACCGAAUGAUAUCGACUUUUUCUCGGCUGAUAACGUACUAUCGAUUUUCCGUGGCACGAGAAUUGUGAGGUAGAACGCGCCACCGUCGGUCCAGGGCUCGUUUCUGGGAUCACUAGGUUGAGGCGGUAAGGCAUCUGCCUAUGUGAGAGCGCUCGCAUACUUGAUCCACCGCUCUUCCACCAUAAGACAAUACCUUUUACCAUCUCUCCAGACUAUCGCGCGACGAAAAGUCUACGGUACAUUCCCAGCCUUAGUCGACAUGGUGAAAGCCAAGAUGAAAACUUGUAUACAGGGUGUCCCAAAAAUGUUGUAACACCUUGAAAGAGGUGGUUCGUGAGGUGAUUUGAAACAACUUUUUCCUUUGCGAAAAUAUUGUCCGAGGCUUCGUUAAAGAGAUAUUAAGAGAAAACCCCGACCAAUCACAGCGCGCGUAUACCGUUGGAGCGGCCGUUGUAGCGAAGGCUACGCGCUAGGCGGCCGCGUCUAAUGUCCUUCGAUCAUUGAGCUCUAUCCUAACUGGAGUGUGAACAACUGUACGAAGAAGUAGAGGCGACGAAGUGUCCGAGAGAAAUGCAAAAUGGGCGGUUUCGGUAUUAUCCUAUAGCAAAUUUAUUUGUAGAGGGGGAACAAACGUACGCUGUAACAUAACCUACCCAAACAUCGCUGAGCAUUGUCGAGUGAGUUACUUUCAGAUUCUUUUCCGCAUAAAAUUGGAUAAAUACAAUAUAAAUUGAAUUGUAACAAAUAAUAAAAUUUAGCUCUAUACCAAAUUGUAUAUAUUUGUAUGAUCUAAAUUAUGGUAUGUAAAUUAUGUAUACUAUUUCAUUAUUAUGUCAUUAUUGUUAAUGUUUCUAUCGUUUUAUAUAUAAAUAAAAAGGAAAUAAAGUUCAAAUCUGUACAUAAUUAAUCUGUAAAUAAUUCCUAGAGUGCCGCGAAAUUCAAACAAAGAGGAGUCUGUUCUCCCUCCACACAUAAAUUUGCUAUAGGAUAGUACCACCGGAACCACUCAUCUUGUAUCUCUCUCGGACCGGCUUCUCUCUCGCAGUUCACACUCCAGUUAAGAUAGAGCUCAAUGCCUACGAGACGCGUCGAGUUACUUGUCGCGUACGAGCGCGGCCGCUUAGCACAUAGCCUUCGCUACCGCGGCCGCUCUAACGGUAUACGCGCGCUCUGAUUGGUCGGGGUUUUCUCUUAAUAUCUCGGACAACAUUUUCGCUAAGGAAAAAGUUGUUUCAAAACUCCCGAACCACCCAUUUCAAGGUGUUACAACAUUUUUGGGACACCCUCAUCAAAUGCACCAUGAUUCAACGAGACAGUUCAAAAGCGUCCCAUAAAAAUGACCGAUACAGAAUGCACCGACACCGAUAUUGACAAAUUUGAAAAAUUUUUGAAGAAAUACAAAGCGUUUAAUUUAAAGAUUUAUCUAUUAUUAUGGAUAUACUGCGGAUCUUCAUGCAUUUAUAGGAAAUUUGAAUGUGCAAGAACCUACAAAAUGAAAACAACAUGCAAAGAUAUAAAAAAUAUUGAAAGUAAAGUUCAUGUUAUAAUAUUUGCAGAAUAAAAUAAAUUCCUAUUUAGGUUCAAUUUUUGUAGGCACUUUCGCGAAGAUUUUAUUUUGCAUAAAGAUCCGCAGUCUAAUUAUAAGUAUUAGUAUCCAUGCAGUUAAUAUUGGUUUUGAUAAGAUUUGCAUCGAUAAAGUGUACGUCGAUAAAGUGCACGUCGAUAAAAUCUGCGUCGAUAAAGUCUAUGUCAGUCAUUUUCAUGGGACCCCAGCUAGAUCUUGUUCAAAUGAGGCGAUUUACGCGUGACUCGAGACAGGUAGAGCAUUUACUUAAUAUUCAGAAUAGUGUUGGACGAAGCUGUCACGUGACCAAGUAUUACCCCUUCUCACUGCAACUAUCGCGCGACUGCUGGACGCAGCGAUUGUUGUGUCUCUAGUAUAUCGACUCGCACGCUGGCAGUCGAGUCGUGUAUAAGUCGUGAGAUUUGAGGUUCUGGCUACAACACGCAACUGUCGCACGACUGCAAUUAUGGGCCUCUAGUACCUCAAAGUAGCGCGCGUAAAUCGCCUACUGGUGGUAUGCGACUACUCUCUGACAAAAAAAUCGAGCAAUUACUUAUAAGUCGUAUCGAAACAGUGGAAUCGUGUAGUUCUUUUUGUUGUGACUAUAAUGGCGUCUUUAAUGACGAUAAGUAAUGUGGAUACAUUUAUCGAGUUAAUAAAACAGCGACCUUUACUAUAUAUGAAGGAUUCAAAAGAGUAUACAGAUAUAAAUCUAAAAAAGAAAUUAUGGGAGGAGGUGUGUACUGAAAUAGUUCCUAACUGGACAGAACUUAGCGCAGAGAAUAAAAUGAAAUAUGGACUAGAAGUGCAGAAAAAGUGGAUGAACCUGAGGUCUUGUUUUACCAGAGAAUUAAAAUUGCAGAAGACAGAUAAAUCAGGGAGAAUCUCAAAUAGACGACGGAAAUACAUGUACUAUGACCAACUACUCUUUCUUUUGCCAUCCAUAAAACACAGAACUAUCGAACACAACGUGGAUUCUCAAAUUAUUCUGGAUGAAGAAUUUGAAAGUCAAGAUUCUGGGAGCCAAGAGUCCAAUGUUUGUUCGAAACCUUCUACGUCGCAGUACAAGAAUGGCUCCAUUAAUCUAAAGAAGAAGAAGAGCACAAAUUUCGAGGAAGCACUACUUAAUAUUUUACAGAAAGAAGUGGACGAGGAUACUAAUUUUGUCCUUUCCCUUGUUCCAACAUUGCGAUCAUUAACAGAAGAUGAAAAAUUUCAAGCAAAAAUACAAAUCCUUGAUGUAUUCAGGCAAAUAAAACGGAAUAGAGCCACGAAGCAAUUUUCACCUAAUUCCAACAAUAUUUCGCACAACUUCUCACAAGAACAGAAUAUUCCGACACCAUUACUCCACAUAAGUCUUCCAUACACUUCUCAAGUAGUAAUUCCUGAAAAUGCACAAAAUAAUCAAUCUUCCCCACCAAUUGCGAGUAAACAUCAUUUAAAUGGAACUUGUUCAGAUAUCUCCGAAAAUACUGAACAACCUUGCUUCAUUGAUUUUCCGGACAAAUCUCCGAAAACUGAAACACCAUCUCCGUGAUAUACAAUAUUUUGACCACAACAAAACACAGAUGGAAAUGAUUUUUAACAUAGCAUUCCAUCUGUUUCACUUAAGAUGUUUGUUUUCUAUAUAAUUUGUAUAUACACGAAUAUCGUAUAUUCGUGGUAAAGUUUUUACAAAGCGAUGACAAAAUAAAUGAGGCCGAUAUGAAAUAGAAAUCGACACUCUCCAAUCCUAUGUUACGCUGCAACUAAGUUAAAGGGGUAUUCUUAUUUUUUUACCAGUUUCGAUUUUUGAUUUUUUUACUACAAAAAUGUUUGAUAAUAUAUUUUAUUUAAAGCAUAGCAACAGCAUAGAGUAUAUAGAAUAUAUUCUGUCUCACUAUAUUGAUUACUCACUAUAUUGUAUAUUUUUUAAUUCUAAAAGGUAUUGUGCUCGUAAAUAACGGUAAUUUUAACAUAAAAGCAAACGUACACAUAUGUAUCAAUAUCCUUCAACAGGUUAAUAUAAUCUAAUGAAAAUAGUU
Molecule: messenger RNA, 3666 nt
Organism: Hylaeus anthracinus
Lineage: Eukaryota; Metazoa; Arthropoda; Insecta; Hymenoptera; Colletidae
Exons: 2
Coding region: 2250-3179 (309 amino acids)
Biological process (GO): regulation of transcription by RNA polymerase II
Cellular component (GO): transcription regulator complex; nucleus
Molecular function (GO): DNA binding
Source: RefSeq, a predicted model, not a curated record